This is a messenger RNA of Apodemus sylvaticus (European woodmouse), 1703 nucleotides long. It is a transcript of the gene Cidec, whose product is annotated as cell death inducing DFFA like effector c. Gene Ontology annotation, biological process: regulation of apoptotic process; apoptotic process. The record is from RefSeq and is a predicted model, not a curated record. Bases 149 to 895 code for a protein of 248 amino acids. Lineage: Eukaryota; Metazoa; Chordata; Mammalia; Rodentia; Muridae. The transcript has 6 exons.
UCCCUCACAGCACAAGGAGGUGUGACUCACCUCCUGCCAGCGUGAAGUGGACUCUGUCCCCUGAGCCAGGAACAAAUCAGUGAGGGCCUCUUCAGUCCUGACCUCAGCUUCUCGGCUCAGUGUGACCAGAGCCUGAGUCGGAGAAACAAUGGAGUCCAACACAAUCCAACUGACAAGGAUGGACUAUGCCAUGAAGUCUCUCAGCCUUCUGUACCCCAAGUCACUGUCCAGGCAUGUAGCAGUGAGCACUGCAGUGGUGACCCAACAGCUGGUGUCUAAGCCCAGCCGGGAGAGCCCCAGGGCGAGGCCCUGUCGGGUCAGCACGGCAGAUCGGAAGGUUCGCAAAGGCAUCAUGGCUCACAGCUUGGAGGACCUGCUGAGCAAGGUCCAGGACAUCUUGAAGCUUAAAGACAAGCCCUUCUCCCUGGUACUGGAGGAAGACGGCACGAUCGUGGAGACAGAAGAAUACUUCCAAGCCCUAGCGAGAGACACCGUGUUCAUGGUCCUGCAGAAGGGGCAGAAGUGGAAGCCCCCAUCAGAACAGCGCAAGAAGAGAACUCAGCAAGCCCUUUCCCAGAAGCCAGCUAAGAAGAUCGACGUGGCCCGGGUAACCUUCGAUCUGUACAAGCUGAACCCUCAGGACUUCAUCGGCUGCCUGAACGUGAAGGCGACCCUCUAUGACACAUACUCGCUGUCCUAUGACCUGCACUGCUACAAGGCCAAGCGCAUGGUGAAGGAAAUGCUCCGCUGGACCCUCUUCAGCAUGCAGGCCGCAGGCCACAUGCUGCUGGGCACCUCCAGUUACAUGCAGCAGUUCCUGGAUGCCACUGAGGAAGAACAGCCUUCCAAGGCCAAGACCUCCCUCCUCCCCGCCUGUCUGAAGAUGCUGCAAUGAAGACCCAGUCCUCAGAGGCCUUCCUCAGCCACGGAUGUGACUGGAGACCCUGCGCUUGCUCUGCCAGCAGCACACACAAGCCCGGCAGGCAGCCGGAGAGCUUCUCACCGCCUGCGCCUCUCACAGCACAGCACAGCCCAGCACCAGGGAACCUGCAGGAAGGGCUGGAGCGCUGGGGCGGGCUGGUCAAGGGAGGACUUCCUGGCCUGGCCCAGUUCCUUCCUUUCCUUCUGAGAUACCUUAAAGGACCAACACUUGCCCCGGCAGGGCCACUCCCUCUCUGGUGCUCCCCCCACCCCGUCCUGGCUGCCCACACCCAUCAUGCAGUAGGCAUAUGGUGGCCUCCAUCACACCAAUCAAGGCAACAAAACGAACAGUGCGCCUCAGCGCCAGCCACGUCUAUGGUUAUGGUAGCAGAGCAGUUAGCAGCCUCAGGUUCCUCUCGCCCAGGGUUCUGUUCCCUCCCUCUCAGCCCCAAGCUGCACAUGACCAUGAGGCUUGGUAGAGGUUAGCUAAAGCCAGGAUGCCAGGGAUGCAGAUUUUGGCCUCCUCACCUGAGCUAGGGAGGGACUUUAGGGAAUGCAGAUGAGUCACCCAGGCCCCUCCUGUAAGUAACCCAAUAAGCUCAUAGGUUCACCAAGCUGGACUUGGAUAUGUGGCCUUACCUGUCAUUGCCACCUUCCUGGGCGGAAUGGACACAGUCCGUGUUCUCCUGGGAAAGGCACACAAUUGCUUCUCUUGUUCCCGUUUUCCACUAAUGAAUGAAUGGUAUUAGAAUCUGCAGUAAAUAAAUAAUGCUGAUACCUCA